AUGGAACUGACCCCGCAGGAUCGUCUCUAUGACGCAGUCACGGCCAUCAACGAUGUGGCAAACGAUCUCCAGCGUCGGCUUCAGACCGUGGAGUGCUCGGAGAACGUGGAUCUCUCGGACCCCCACAACAUCGCGCAGAUUGUGCAGGGAGUCGGUUUCAUGACUCUCGCGAUGUGGCUGAUCUUCGCCAACAACUCGAAGGUGGCUGUGGCGCAGAAAGCCCCGUUGGAGCAGCGGCACCAGAUCUGCGCGACCAUCAGCACCGCGGUCGCACUCUUCUCCGGCUUCUUCAACAUCCUCCAGCUCACGGCGAUCGAUGAUUUCGAUUUGCCCGGCCGUCAAAACAACUUCACGCUGAACUUGUCCCGUCCUGUGGAGUGGAUCCUGACCUGUCCCAUCAUGCAGUUGAAGUUGGUCGUGCUGGCAGGGGCACGAGUGCCAAGCUACCGCCGCUUCAUGAUGCCACUGAUUUGUGUCUCGGUCCUCCUGUGCGGGACGGCCUCGAUGUUCACGGGAGACGCGCUGCGCUACGCUUGGUACGUCUUUGGGUUGAUGCUGGCACUCAUCAUGUUCUACCACAAUGCCUUGCAGAUCAAAGAGAACAGCGAAGGGGAAGAGUCCCUUUUCAGUGGCGACUCAGACUUCCGCAAGCUCUCCAUCUUGCUCAUCGUCACCUGGUUCCCUUUCCCCAUCUGGUUCAGCUUGAGUGUGGAGGGCUUCGGGCUCAUCACUGACGGCUUCAUCAUCGAGAUGGGCUGGGUUGUCCUGAACAUCGUGUCGAAGUUCACGUACAUCAUCUGGAUGCAGCGCAUGAAGAUGGUGCACCAGCGCAAGAUCGAGGCGGCGCGCGAGCUCUACGGCCUCUCACCCUCCGACGAGAUCAACGAGGAAGACCUGAAGAAGCAGGCCUUAACCAACGGAGUUCAGAAUGGAGGGGUCUCGGCGGAAGCCUACGGCUUGGGUGUGGGUGAGGAGGCAGACAGCGAGAACAAGCUUGUUGAGCUGGUUGCAGAGACCAUGGUGACGCUUGGGAUGAGCGCGCACACCGACCGGCUCUUGAAGUUGAUGGUCGAGAACGGUGUGACGAACACCGCAGUCCUGGAACGACUGAAUGCGGAGCGCUGUAUGGAGCUGAAUCUGCCCUUCGCCCUCAUCGAUGCGGCGCAGCGCCGUUGGACGGCCGAGAAGAUGAACAUGGGCCAGGACAAGGGCGGCAACGUGGAGAAGGAGGACCCUUUCAAGAAGCUCUUGGAGGCCAACAAGGAGCGCGUGAACGUCAAGAAUUUGGGGAACUCCCUGCCCGGCAUGUUCUCCGGCAUGAACACGCCGCCCGUGGCGGGAAUGGGGGGCAUGGGCAUGAUGGACCCUGGAGCCCUAGAGGAGCAGAUGAUGUCGGUGAUGAAUCGAGUGAUGGUACCCUUCCAGGACAUGGUCAUGGGUCGGCUCCAGUCUAUGGAGGAGAACAUGCAGCGUCAGCUGGAAUCGACGCAAGAGGCCAUCUCACAACGCAUGGACUUCUCCCAGGUCUCGCUGCUGCAGACUGUCAACGCCUGCCAGGUCCUGCUUCACAAGCUUGACUCAUCUCAGGAGACCGUGAUGCAGAAGAUGGACACGCAGAAGUCCAUCGUGGACCGCAUGGUGGAAUCCUACUCCGGCCUUGUGGACAACAUCGACAGCGCCAGCGACAACACCAAGAGCGCCUUGCUGGACACCGUGAACACGUCCUCCCAAGCCAUGCUCAAGAAGUUGGACUCCACACAGCAGGACCUCUUGAAGCAGACCCACGAGUCGCAUGCCGUCCUCCAGGGCGUGGCUCAGACGCAGACAAGCUUGGCAAAGAAGGUGGACUCAGGAAAUGAGUUCACGCAGCGCCGCCUUGUGGAGAUGGAGAACUGCAUUGGCAAGAAGGUGUCGGAGGUCGGCGACUCACUGACUCGCUCGCAGACCGUGAGCUCGGACAAGGUCCUUGACUCCCUGCGCAACGACUUGGCCACCCUCGCUGAGCAGGGCAACGCCAUGGUGGAUGCCACGGAAAAGUCGGCGAGCGUGCAGGAGGAGCGCAUGUCAGAUGUCCGCCGCCAGAACAUGAUGAUCCUGGAUCUGCUGACUCAAGCCCAGGAGACCAUGCACACGAGUGCGGAGUCCCUCCAGAGCUUCACGCGCUCGGAGAUCAUGCGCGACUCCGCAGCGAACAUGGAGAUGCAAAUCCGCGAGGUCAUCUUGGGGCAGAUGAGCAAGAUCCAAGAAGCCUUCCUGGGUGAUGGGGGUGAGGGAGGCUCCUUCAAGGAUGCUGUCUACAACAUGGUGGCAAAGUUGGAGGAGAGCGCUUUGCGCAUGGAGGCUGCCACAAGCACAAGCUCCGGGGGCCAGGACCAGGGGGAACUCACGGAGAACAUUCGUCAGGAGCUAGCUGCCUUGGCCAUGGCUCUCUCGCAGCAACAGCGUGAGAACUCGCAAGAGAGCUUGGCGCAAGUGAGCGAGGCCCUCCGACAAGAGCUGCUGCCGCUCAAGGACAGCCAGACGCACGUCUCCGGUGCCUUGGACGCAAAGGUCUCCGAGAUCCAGAACUCAAUGACUGAGAACAUGAUCCGCUUCGAGGAGGGUAUCGACAAAGUGCUGCAGACAGUGGAGGCUUCUACGACAAGUGCGGGGAAGCCCUCUAGCGCCGAGAAGCGGGGCGCGCGUGCGGCCGACCGUGGCUGA
Messenger RNA from Symbiodinium natans, 2703 nucleotides. The record is from the annotation of a GenBank genome assembly. NCBI's taxonomy places the organism in Eukaryota, Dinophyceae, Suessiales, Symbiodiniaceae.